Molecule: messenger RNA, 4805 nt
Organism: Scleropages formosus (Asian bonytongue)
Lineage: Eukaryota; Metazoa; Chordata; Actinopteri; Osteoglossiformes; Osteoglossidae
Gene: ehmt1a
Product: euchromatic histone-lysine N-methyltransferase 1a
Exons: 29
Coding region: 265-3858 (1197 amino acids)
Biological process (GO): peptidyl-lysine dimethylation; negative regulation of transcription by RNA polymerase II
Cellular component (GO): chromatin; nucleus
Molecular function (GO): histone H3K9 methyltransferase activity; zinc ion binding; p53 binding
Source: RefSeq, a predicted model, not a curated record
GGACUCCGUGUGGGCUGGGGAGCAAUGGCUUCAGUGGAAGCGGAGUUGUGAUUCAGAGAGACCUUUACUCAGUGGAUACUCUACAGAGAAGCUGUAGAUCCAUCUCUCUGUGAACCAGCUUUGUCUCUGGUCAUUGGGAUCCUCUAUGUGCAGUACCCCGAGAGAGGGAAUCCCUCUGAUUUGCAUAUGCGGUGGCCACCUGUUUGGCAGUUGGUGGAGUUACAAGUUUUAGAAGGGUGAGGCAGUGUGGAGGAGCCAGGGGAUAUGUCCAGCAGCGAGGUGCAGCAGAAUGGGUCCUGUGAUCGAAUGAAGUCAGAAACAGGAGGACUGGGCAACAUGAGCAGCCGCCUACGAGUCGGAAAGAAUGGUCUAGAGGAAAGCAGCACCCCACAUGGGUCUGUCACUGGCAGCAAUGGACUAGCACUCAGCAAACAGCUUGACGGACUGCCCCCACGCAGGGCCACUGUGAGCUCUUUAACCGGACAUGCUGCCAAGUCACUCCCAUCUCCUGCCGAGGCUCUGGCCCGCUACCCUGACAUAGUCAGGAGGUCUAUCAGAGAGACCAGAGUGGAGAUUCAGAGUAAGACCACCACAGACCAGGAACCUUUGCCACCUGUGCCUGUAUACAGAGCAUGGAAGACCAUGGCCAAGUCGGCUUCUGGCCAGAACACACUGAAGUUUUUACACAAAGAAUCAAAAAAGAGUUGUAAUGAUGAGAGUGGGCAUGAGCUGGAACUGAGGAAAUCGCAGCAGAUGGCCCCAUCCCAGCAGCAGCUAUCUCAGAGCCAGAACGGCAUGAACAGUGGCUCUGCUAAGCCACAGACAGCACCUGUGAUUCGAAAGAAGAGGAGGAAAAUGGGGACAUACAGCUUUGGCCCCAAGAAAAAAUCCAAAGGGCUGAAGCAAUGCUCCCUAAUGGAGAUCUUCAGUAACAUCUCUCAGACCAGCGCAACAACUCAGAAAGAGAGCCCAUAUGUGAAUGGGAAUAUAGGGAGAAACGACUCUGAGGAGGAGUCUGAGGGCGGCAGGCUGUCCGAUGAUGGAGAGCAGAAGGAGGAACAUGUAGGAGCUGGUGGAGAGGAGAGGAGCACUGCUACCCAGGAAGCCAGGACAGGGGAUAGCAGUACCCUUCAGGCUGAGUUUGGGAAAGGACAAAGAUCAGAUGAAUCAACUGAAGACUGCAAUGAAACAGGAGACCUCUUAGAUCUGCAGAACUCAGAGGUGGUGCUGAAGGACAGUCUGAAGACAAAGGGAAAGGGUGACAACCCCUGGGUCAGAUCCCCCAGGAAACGCAAAGGAAACACAAAGUCUAAGGCUGAUGCGAUAGCUGUCUUCGAAUCAAAAGAGGCUGAAACUCACAUCCAAGCUCUUAGAAAUAAGGAAUACACUGAACUGCCCCUGGAUUCACUGGAUCUAAAAACACAGGAGGAGCUGUUUUUGUCCCAACACACAGAUGUGUCCUGUAACUUGGAAGGCGUGGAGACUGAUUUGGUUCAUGAGCUGCCUCUGUGUAGCUGCCGCAUGGAGGCACCCAGGAGCCGUGAAAUUCUCAUGAUGGCAGACAGGAAGUGCAUGGCCACAGAAAGCACAGACGGGCAGCUUAUUUGCUGUCAGAGUAAUGUAGUCAAGCAUGAGAUGAUGCGACCCUCCAACAAAGUCCAGCUCAUGGUUUUGUGUGAAGACCACCGUGCUGGGAUGGUCAAGCAUCAGUGCUGCCCUGGCUGUGGAUUCUUCUGUAGAGCAGGCACAUUCAUGGAGUGCCAGCCUGACAGCAAUAUCUCACACCGCUUCCACCGGGCCUGUGCUUCCUCCAUGAACGGUCAGAGCUUUUGCCCCCACUGUGGGGAAGAGUCCAGCAAAGCUAAAGAGGUCACCGUGGCCAAAGCUGACACCACCUCUAGGAUGUUGUCCACCCCGAGCCCAGAAGCAGUGUCCUCCUCUGAGGGCAAGGCUGACACCACAUCUGGAGGCCUGCUUCACCUUGGAAUACGCAGUGAAAAAGCAGAUGGCUCUUUGCCCAGGAGCUUGGACACAUCACACACAGUUUCUCCCAGUGGGUCAAACAUGGGCCCUGCAGCUGUUGCUUUGGGAAUGGAAGCAGCCAAAGAAAAUCUGGAGACUAUUCUCAUGUCUUUGGAUGCUGAAAAACCUAAGAAGCUCAGGUUUCACCCGAAGCAGCUGUAUAUCUCUUCAAAGCUGGGAGAGCUCCAGAAGGUCAUACUGAUGCUGGUUGAUGGAAUAGAUCCCAACUUCAAGAUGGAAAGCCAGAGAAAGCGCACACCCCUACAUGCAGCUGCAGAAUCAGGGCAUCGAGAGAUCUGCCAUAUGCUGGUUCAGGCUGGUGCCAACCUGGAUGCGUGUGACGAUGACCAGCGAACACCUUUAAUGGAGGCCUGCGAGAGCAGUCACUUGGAAACGGUCGAGUACCUGCUGAGGGCUGGAGCUAUCAUCAAGCACAAGGAUGCGGAUGGUUCUACUUGUUUACACCUGGCUGCUAAAAAAGGUCAUUACAACGUAGUGGAAUACCUCCUUUCCACUGGACUGAUCAGCAUCAACUGUCAGGAUGAUGGUGGCUGGACCCCAUUGAUCUGGGCUACAGAGUACAAGCACAAAGAGCAGGUCAAGCUGUUGCUCUCUCGAGGGGCCGACGUGAACAUCAGAGACAAGGAAGAGAAUAUCUGCCUCCACUGGGCUGCAUUUUCUGGUUGCAUGGAGAUCGCCCACAUUCUCCUUGAUGCCAAAUGUGAUCUCCAUGCAGUCAAUGUCCAUGGGGACUCGCCCCUGCACGUUGCUGCACGGGAGAAUCAGCUGGACUGUGUAGAGUUAUUUCUGUCACGUGGGGCAGAUGUGAAGUUGAAGAACCAUGAAGGGCAGACCCCUUUGGAGUGCGCUAGCCAGAGCUCCAAGGUAUGGGCAGCCCUGCAAACUAACAGGAAGUUGAAGGAGGCUGGAAGCAUUCUGGGACAGCAGUGGGAGAAGCUCCUCAGCAGGGAUAUCUCACGGGGAUACGAGAAGAUCCCAAUCCCGUGUGUGAAUGGGGUGGAUUGUGAGCCCUGUCCGGACAACUACAGAUACGUCCCGGAAAAUUGUGUCACCACCCCUCUGCACAUUGACAAGAACAUCACACACUUACAGUACUGCACGUGUAAAGAUGAAUGCUCAUCUGCCAGCUGUAUGUGCGGCCAGCUCAGCCUGCACUGCUGGUACGACAAGGAAGGGUGUCUGCUCCGGGAAUUCUGCCGGGAGGAGCCCCCCCUUAUCUUUGAGUGCAAUCAUGCCUGCUCCUGCUGGAGGACUUGCAAGAACCGCGUACUACAGAAUGGGCUGCGGGUCCGACUGCAGCUCUUCCGUACCCGAAAGAUGGGCUGGGGAGUGAAGGCGCUGCAGGAUAUUCCCGAGGGUACCUUUGUGUGCGAGUACAUAGGAGAGAUUAUUUCUGAUGCUGACGCAGAUAUCAGAGAAGAUGAUUCCUACCUAUUCAAUUUGGACAAUAAGGUGGGUGACGUGUACUGUGUUGAUGCCCGAUUCUAUGGCAACGUCAGCAGGUUCAUUAACCACAUGUGUGAACCCAACCUGUUUCCUGUCCGGGUGUUCACCACACACCAGGAUUUGAGGUUCCCCCACGUUGCCUUCUUUGCCAGCAAACUAAUCCGUGCAGGAGAUGAACUAGGGUUUGACUAUGGUGACCACUUCUGGGAGAUCAAAAGCAGGUACUUCAGCUGCCAGUGUGGUUCACCUAAGUGCAGGCAUUCCCUAGCCACUGUGGCUCAGAGGCAGACCAACAGCAUGCCCGGGAGCCAAGGACCCAGUACGCUGCCUGACACCAACUCUUGCAUGGUGCCAUCCAGCCCCAGCUGAGGAACUCAUACUCUAACAGGGCUCAAUCAGGCCCUGCACAAGACGGGUUGGACCUCUACCAGUCCCUCCACACAUCUUGCCUUUUGCUACACUUGCCAUCCAGGUUCUCCAUGGAUGUGUGAUGUGCACUAGUAUCGCUGACAGUGACAGAUUUCUGGUGCCCCCCCACGGAUCACAGCCUGUGACGUCAUCUGCUCUUAGUCUUUUCAGAGUGAGAAGGCUACACUUUUAUUCUUAUUUUGCUUAUUUGAAUUUACUUCCGCAAUUUAUUCAAAAGAUGUUUUUUUCACUAUCAUUCCUGCUGGAAAUUACUGGAUGACAAAGUAUUUUUUUAAUGAACAGAAAUGAAAUUUCACUGCAUUUUUUUUUUUUUUUUUUUAAAUCCACUGUCACACUUUCCCAAAUUAUUGCUGUAGUUCAAGGGUAUUUUUAAAAAUACAUCUUCCAUAAAUUUUGCCAUUGACAUGUAUGGAAACUGUUUUGACUAUCAACAGUUGAUGCAAGUCACAUACAGUGCUGUGAAAAAGUAUUUACCCCAUCCUGACUUCUUUUGUUUUUGUGCAUAUCUCAUGCUAAAUAGUUUUAGCUUUUCAAACGAAAUACAACAUAAAACAAAGGCAACCUGAGUAAACACAGAAUACAGUUUUGAGCUUUUAUUUUUUUAUUGAAGCAAAAAAAAAAGCUUUCCAGCACCUACCACCCAUGUGAAAAACUAAUUGCCCCCCUAAAAUCUGGUUGUGCCACCUUUAGCAGCAAUAACUGCAACCUUAUGCUUCCGAUAACUGGAGCUUAGUCUUUUGACCCAUUCUUUUUUUGCAGAACUGCUUUAGUUCAGCCACACUCGAGGGUUUUUGAGCAAGGACUGCCUGUUUAAGGUCCUGGCACAGCAUCUCAAUUGGAUUCAAGUCAGGGCUUUGACUAGGCCACUCCAGAACUUUAAUUUUGCU